Tremella mesenterica DSM 1558 is the source of this 1562-nucleotide messenger RNA. RefSeq lists its product as uncharacterized. Gene Ontology annotation, molecular function: ATP hydrolysis activity; DNA binding; DNA clamp loader activity. The coding region runs from base 90 to 1562 and encodes 490 amino acids. Gene Ontology annotation, biological process: DNA-templated DNA replication; DNA repair. NCBI's taxonomy places the organism in Eukaryota, Fungi, Basidiomycota, Tremellomycetes, Tremellales, Tremellaceae. Gene Ontology annotation, cellular component: DNA replication factor C complex; mediator complex; nucleus. The record is from RefSeq and is a predicted model, not a curated record. The transcript is spliced from 13 exons.
CUUAGGUAUCAUUUGACUGAUCACUGAUCUGUGUACUUGACCACAAGACAGACGACGUACAUCCCAAAAGACCAUGAUCCCAUACAGAGAUGCUCAGCGAGGAAAUCUCCACUGACAUGGACAGGAUCACUCAGUUACAAGAUGCAAUAUUGGAUCUUCUCACUAUCACUCACACAUCUAUCGAAUAUAUAACCAAAAGAACGCAGUUCGAACAGACAAGUUUGUCCAUACCACAAACAUUAUCCACCCCUCUGGCCGCACCCAGGGAGGAGUACAAGGAAUCUAUACAAGCAUUCGUUGCGGACAUUGUAAGACGGAGUCAAGAUAUAGAAAAGCUCAUCGAGGCGUUACCGAAGAAAGAUGACAGUUUCGCCAGGGCUGCAAGACUACAACAGCUUCAAGACGAAAUGACAAUAGCCAACGCGGAAUACAUGAAAGCUGUCAAACAAGCGGAAGAGCUCUUGGCAGAAUUACGCAUGGCUACGUUCGGUGUGAGACCUGCAGCUCCUCCACAGGAUCCUAGACUUCAACCUUGGGUAGAAAAGUAUCGACCGAAAACUAUCGACGAUGUGUCAUCUCAAGAAAAUACCGUCGCCGUUUUGAGAAAAGCAUUAGCAUCGACUAAUCUACCUCACAUGCUCUUCUACGGUCCACCAGGUACAGGCAAAACAUCUACCAUUCUCGCUCUCGCCCGUCAGCUUUUCGGACCGGACCUAUUCCGAUCCCGUGUGUUGGAACUGAACGCUAGUGACGAACGAGGGAUCACCGUGGUGAGGGAAAAGAUCAAAACAUUUGCAAGGGAGACUCCUAGACAUGUGAGCUUGUCUUCAGAUGGAAAGACGUAUCCCUGUCCCCCGUUCAAACUCAUCAUUCUCGACGAAGCAGAUUCUAUGACACAUGAUGCCCAAAGUGCGUUGAGAAGGAUUAUGGAGACUUAUUCUCGGAUUACUCGAUUUUGCUUGGUGUGCAAUUAUGUAACGAGAAUCAUAGAACCCCUUGCAUCCCGAUGUUCCAAAUUCCGCUUCAAACCCCUCGCUCAAGGCAGCUCUCAAGCGCGUAUGGAGAUGAUCGUAAAAGCGGAGGGCGUAGACAUAGAGGAUGGCGUGUUAGACCGUAUUCUCGAAUUGGCCGGAGGAGAUCUGCGUAAGGCCAUUACAUUUUUGCAGACUGCUCAAAGGCUACAUGGAGCGACUUCACCUCCAACUCCUAUCUCAGCCAUGUCAAUUCAUGAAAUAUCCGGAGUUGUACCAGACACAACUAUCCAUUCCCUCCUUCGGUCCAUGGGCGUCGAUCCAUUCUCCGGUAUCGACCUUUCCAUUCGUUCCACUUUUGACACAGUCCGGACCGCCGUCAAGUCCAUUUCCCGAGAAGGUUGGUCCGCCGGUCAAGUCCUCGAACAAUUACACGACGCUUUGAUACCCAUCCCCACCAUUCCCGCUAUGCAGAAAAGUCAAGCGGCUCUGGCUAUCGCCGAAUGCGACAAGGGGUUGUGUGAAGGGGGGGAUGAAGAAUUACAGUUGUUAGAUUGUUGUUUGAGGAUAAGGGAGGUGAUGGGGAGAUGA